AUGGCAACAACAACAAACGCCACCACCACCCACUACCCAGACGACUUCAAAUGCCCGAUUUCUCUUGAGAUAAUGUCGGAGCCGGUCAUCCUUUCUUCCGGCCACACCUUCGACCGCUCCUCAAUCCAACGGUGGCUUGACGCAGGCCACCGUACUUGUCCUAUCUCCAAAUUACCCCUCUCCGACCCUCCUUCUUUAAUCCCUAACCACGCCCUUCGCAGCCUUAUCUCCAGCUACACCGCCCUCAAUUUAUCAAAACCUAAUCAAAACCGAGGAGACCCGGAAACCCUAAUUUCUAACUUGACUUCGAAAUCGUCGUCGCCGGAGGCUAAGCUUGUCUCGAUUGAACAGCUCUGUCAGCUUUCAAAACGCGAUUUCGAGCUUCGGAAACGGCUGACCGAGUCAGGAGCUGUAGCGGCCGUUCUGGCUUGUAUUUCGAGGAAAAAUUAUAUUACUUUGCAGGAAAAAGCUUUAAAAUUGCUGUUGAAUUUGAGCUUAGAUGAUGACAACAAGGUGGGUUUGGUGGCAGAGGGUGCAAUUAGUAGUAUCAUUGCUGCUUUAUGUGGCGGAGAGUCUGCAGAUUGUAGGGCAACGGCGGCAACGGUGUUGACGAGUCUAGCGGUGGUGGAAGUCAAUAAAGCAACAAUCGGCGCAUACCCUUUUGCGAUUAGAGGGUUAGUUACGCUUUUGAGAGAGGGCGGAGGACGCGAGAGGAAAGAAGCUGCCACCGCUCUUUACGCCCUUUGUUGUUUUCCGGAUAACCGGAGACGAGCGGUGGAAUGUGGGGCGGUGGAAAUCUUAGUGAUUUCAUUGAAUUCCGGGCUUGAAAGGGCGGUUGAAGUAUUGGGUUUAUUGGCGAAGUGUAAAAGAGGGAGAGAUGAAAUGGUCAGGUUUAAUGGUUGUGUAAAGAGUUUGAUUCAUGUUAUACGUAAUGGGAGUUGGAGAGGUGUUCAAUACGCACUCAUGACAUUGAAUUUACUUUGUUUGAGUAGUGAAGUAAUUUGUAUGGAGGCAUUGAAGGAAGGUGCAUUUGACAUUUGUUUGAGGUUGUGUUUGAUCCAUCGGGAGAUCGAGACAGAUGAAGCAAUCAACGAAGAUAGUUAAAUAUUCGGAAGAAAACAAACAUAAAAGGUAUGUUUUAUCAUGAAAAUUUAUGGAAUUUAUAAAAAAAAUGUUCAUAGAAAGUUGAAAAAACAAAAGGAAUCUUGAAAGAUUAUGUGAUUAAUUUGGUGAGUUUGGAUGCACCAACUAUGCCUGCAGGCUUAUGAAAGUGAUGUUAUUGACUAAUAUAAUUGCAUGAUUCAUGACUUUUAGGGCAUCUAAUAGACUAAUAAUAGAUAAUUUUCCUUUUUAUUUUAGGGUUAAACUUAAAUGCAUUGAAAUAACAAUGUACUUUUGUUUAUUAUAGCAUACUACUUUCUUCUUUUCCUAUUAUAACAUUGUACUUUGAAAAUCCAGUUAUAGUAUUGUACUUUCAUUUAAAUUACAAUAUGCAAAUAAGAAAAAAAAAUGUUGUAAUAGAAAAAAAAAAUGAAAGUAGGAUGCAAUAAUAAACAAAUUAAUAAAAGUACAUUGCUAUUUUCUUGCAUUUAGCAUCCAAAACCCGGUUUUUCUUAGCCUAGAAGAUAAUGUGCCUUUUUGCUUUCUUGAACAAGUACGUUCCUUUUGACUUUUUAUAUGUUGACUUAGCAUUGACUAUCUUCAUUUCUUAUUAUAUGUACAAGUACAACUGUUAUUUAAUACUCACCAUGGCCCACGUUCAAUCUUUAUUGGGCUAGUACGGGCCCAAUCUUUUGACUCUAGGUGGGCUGGUUUGGACCACCCUAGUAGGGAUGAAAGGCCAGCCAUGUAAUGUGGGCCCAUUAUACUAUUUUUUUUUUUGUGUCAAAAUGAUAACAAUUGUAUAAUAUUUGGUGAAGACAGUAAUUUGUUUCCUAUUCUUUACGCUAUGUUUAGUACCAAAAAGAGUUCCUUUUUUUUUUUCCAACUUUUGUUAUUUUCUAAAAAACCCUUGUGUGUAUAAACUAUUUAGAAAUUUGUGUGUUUUUAUUAGAUUAUGAGCC
Molecule: messenger RNA, 2063 nt
Organism: Lactuca virosa
Lineage: Eukaryota; Viridiplantae; Streptophyta; Magnoliopsida; Asterales; Asteraceae
Source: the annotation of a GenBank genome assembly